This is a messenger RNA of Onthophagus taurus, 1522 nucleotides long. The record is from RefSeq and is a predicted model, not a curated record. Lineage: Eukaryota; Metazoa; Arthropoda; Insecta; Coleoptera; Scarabaeidae.
CACAACUAUUUUUGAAGAAAAUAUUUCUUAACCCUACAUUUAGAUAUCCUGGUUAUACACCAAUAUUACUUAGGGCAAUAGAACUAUGGUACCAUGAUCCACAGGUGACAACGCCAAUACUAAAAUUAUUUGCUGAACUAGUACAGAACCGGUCCCAAAGGCUAUUAUUUGACGUUUGGUCACCAAAUGGUAUCUUACUUUUCAGGGAGGCUAGUAAAAUAGUCUGUAGUUACGGUAGUAGAAUAUUAAAUGUAGAGGUGCCUAAGGACCAAACGUAUCCGCUCAAGCUGAAGGGAAUCUCGAUAUGUUUUUCGAUGCUUAAAGCGGCAUUGUGCGGCAAUUACGUCAACUUUGGUGUGUUUAGAUUGUAUGGGGACGAAGCGCUCGACAACGCCUUAAACAUUUUCGUCAAAUUGUUACUGUCGAUUCCCCAAUCAGAUUUAUUGGAUUAUCCGAAAUUAUCACAAACAUAUUAUUUGCUGUUGGAGUGCCUGGCUCAGGAUCACAUGAGUUUCCUAUCGACGUUGGAGCCUCACGUGUUUCUCUACCUUCUCUCGUCGAUAUCGGAGGGCCUCACGGCUUUAGGUGCGCAACUCAAUAACUACACAGACACGAUGGUAUGUACCGGGUGCUGCGCUACUCUCGACCACAUAGUGACCUACUUAUUUAAAAAACUUACUCAAAAAGUUUAUCCGGGUAAAAAACCUCACGCCGCAAUGGCACCGUCAAGCGACAUGUUCCUUAAAGUGUUAGAAGUCCAUCCGGAAAUACUCCAACAAAUUCUCAGCACAGUUCUCAACGUAAUUAUGUUCGAGGAUUGUCGAAAUCAAUGGUCAAUGUCGCGGCCACUUCUAGGACUCAUUCUUCUCAAUGAAGACUAUUUCAAUCAGAUGCGCGAAAAUAUUAUUAGAUCACAACCUCCGGAUAAACAGGCGCCGAUGGCGCAGUGGUUUGAAAAUUUAAUGGAUGGAAUUGAAAGGAAUCUACUUACAAAAAAUAGAGAUAGGUUUACUCAAAAUUUAUCAAUGUUCCGACGAGACAUAAACGAUUCGUUAAAAGGUCCCAAUGUAAAUACAUCAUCUGUGAGUGAUAUGAUGACGUCAUAGUUAUUAAUUUCGAGCCUCGGCGGUUUUACCAUCUGACGAUCGAGCCGUUGUAAUAAUGUACUUUGUGAAAUAAAUAAAUGAGAUGAACCCGAAAAAAUAAAACUGAUUAAAAAAGAGAAAAUGAUGAAAUGAAAGCUAAAGAGAAACAACAACACUUGUAAUUAGGUACACACUCCGCAUUUAAUUUCGUUUUUAAAGUAUCAUUCGUCGCGUUUAUGAAACAAUCCGGUUUUUCGCUUCCUUUCGGUCGCCCCCAAAUCCAUUUCGUUAUUUUAUUAAUUAUUAUUAUUAUUUCUUUUUUUAUGUCCAUCACAUCCGUGUAACUAUACAUACAUAUUUAUACUUGUAUAUGUAAUUUGGUUUACACUAUUGUAAAUUAAGAAAGAUGAAGUUGUAAUAAAUUGAUUAGAACUUUU